AUGCCAGCAGCCCCAACUGAAAGAUGUACAGUUUGCUUGAAUAUUCAUUAUUUCAAACUGCUGCGUGCACGGGACCGUGGACACUUCGAUGGCAAACGCUCGGACCUUGACGCAUUCGAUGCCGUCGUGGCGGAUAUCGCUCAGGACCCCACGACGCUUAAACCCAAGCUGCUGCAGGACCUCCCCAAGGCGCUUGGAGCUUGUCAAUGUGCCAUCACACUACGCCAACACGUCGCUCUGUUCUUCGCCGACCAGGACCGCGGUCACCAGCACUUCCUCACACUACUACGACGCUGGCUCGACACCUUGAAGUACAUUGAAGUGGCGCAGGGACAUCCUAUUGAGGAAGAGCUGCGGAGAUUUGAGAACUGUUAUCAAGUUCUAGAGGUAGAUGAGGACUAUUUGCCGGACGAAGAGACCUUCAUCAAAGAUAAAGGGGCAACCAACAAGUCCAAAGCCGAGAGGAAGAAACUAUUCGAUGAAGCCUUCGCCCAAGAUCUGCAGAUGGAAGUGGUGUGCUACUUUAUGGAGUUGGAGGAGCUGGUCGAAGGCGUGUUCAGUGUCUACGACCAGGUGAAAAACCAGGAGAAACCCGUGAUGGAAGCCACCGUCGUGGCGACGCUGGCUCUGCGCAUGGCCAACCAAUUGACAGCCACGCUCCAAUUACGCUACCCAACGUUGAAACUGGCCGAGGAUUUGAUCGGAGUACUGGUGUGUUACCCGUCGGCAGGUCUUGCAGCUCGAAUCACUAAGGCAGUCAAGGAGAGACGAGCGAGUUUCGAGGAAACCGGAACGUUCGAGUUCGUCCCAGGGACACUACUGCACGACUUCACAAGUGUAUGGAUGAUUUUAACCAAUCUCGCCCCACUGUUCCCACCGAUAGAAGAAUGUCGAGUCAUUGCUCUCCCGGAUGGGUUUUUCGGACCAAUUACGGGGAGGAGCGAACACCGGAUCAGGAAGAUCGCAGCUAUGAAACGUGAGAUUGAAGGACGAACUGGUCUGGUCGUGGACUUCUUGCUGGCGUUGGAAGACUACUUCGUCACCCGAAAAGUGACCAUCCAAUUGGUGUUCCUGUGUAUUGCUGGAUGCAGUCGGUCACUGCACUGCAAGGUCCUUGAAGCCACGAUACCCAGACGCUCCACUGCAGAGAAAGGAGACUCUGUACACGCCAUGAUGAGCGAGCUUUUGUUCGGAUUCCGUUAG
This is a messenger RNA of Phytophthora nicotianae INRA-310, 1203 nucleotides long. RefSeq lists its product as hypothetical. The coding region runs from base 1 to 1203 and encodes 400 amino acids. The transcript has 4 exons. The record is from RefSeq and is a predicted model, not a curated record. NCBI's taxonomy places the organism in Eukaryota, Oomycota, Peronosporomycetes, Peronosporales, Peronosporaceae.